CUGUUUUCACUUUGUCGCAAAUUUCACUUCACUUCAAACUGUUAUAAUUCUUUCCACCAUGCGACAAAAUUUCAUUGGUAUGGUUGUCAGCACAGCAAUGUCCAAGACCGUCAAGGUCAAGGUCGUUAGACAAAAGCUUCACCCGAUCGUCAUGAAGACUAUUCGCUCACACAAAAACUACCUCGUACACGACGAGAAUGCCAAAUGCACCUUGGGCGACAUUGUCAGAAUCGAAGCUUGCAGACCUCUCAGCAAAAACAAGCACUUCAGCGUGGCCGAGAUCAUUCGAAGUACUGGUGAAUCGCAAUCAGCUACCAAGACACCUUCAGCCUAAAAACCAUACCUUCAUUGUACAAUACUCUUCUUUUUGCUUCUCCUUCUACCAAAAUUUGCCAUUAUAGACUUUCAUUA
Molecule: messenger RNA, 411 nt
Organism: Umbelopsis ramanniana AG
Lineage: Eukaryota; Fungi; Mucoromycota; Umbelopsidomycetes; Umbelopsidales; Umbelopsidaceae
Exons: 2
Coding region: 59-334 (91 amino acids)
Biological process (GO): translation
Cellular component (GO): ribosome; mitochondrion
Molecular function (GO): structural constituent of ribosome
Source: RefSeq, a predicted model, not a curated record